CGGCAGCAGCUGCAGCUCGUUUGGCAGCCCCUUGGCCGCUCAUUGGCCGGCGGCGCGCGGCCACCUGGAUGGGAGCCCGCCUGAAAUAGGCGCCCGCCUCGCCCCCGCGCCCACCACCUGCACCGCCGCACCGCACCCGGCCGCUCCCUCCCCGCCCAGGCACCUGCCCCACGACUUCUCCCACGCCGCCUGCCCCGGGAACGAGGGCCCCCCCACUGCCCCAGAGGCCAGGACCAGCUCCAGCUCCCCCCCUCUUUGGACCUCGCUUGCACCCACCAUGAGCAACCUGCCCAAGGAAAAUGAGCACACCAACAACAGCCUCGAGGAAGAGGUACGGACACUCUUUGUCAGUGGCCUUCCUGUGGAUAUCAAGCCCAGAGAGCUCUACCUGCUUUUCCGGCCAUUCAAGGGUUAUGAAGGAUCGCUGAUCAAACUAACAUCCAAACAGCCGGUAGGCUUUGUUACCUUUGACAGCCGGGCUGGUGCUGAAGCCGCUAAGAACGCCUUGAAUGGCAUCCGCUUUGACCCGGAGAACCCCCAGACGUUGCGGUUAGAGUUUGCGAAAGCCAACACCAAGAUGGCCAAGAGCAAGCUGAUGGCCACACCGAAUCCCACCAACCUCCACCCUGCCCUGGGAGCGCACUUCAUUGCACGGGACCCCUAUGACCUGACCGGAGCAGCCCUGAUUCCAGCGUCUCCGGAGGCCUGGGCUCCCUACCCACUCUACACCACAGAGUUAACUCCUGCCAUCCCGCACGCUGCUUUCACGUACCCAGCUGCUGCGGCGGCUGCUGCCGCCCUUCACGCUCAGAUGCGCUGGUAUCCUCCUUCUGAAGCUACCCAACAAGGAUGGAAAUCUCGUCAGUUCUGUUAGUUUUUAAGCCGCCUCUCGGCCCACGUUCUCCCCCUCCCCGUGUCUCUCUGUGGAGUGAUGUGCCAGGGAUGAAGCAGACUGUGGAUCGCUGGAAGUCCUCCUCCACGAGAGAAAACCUUUUCCUGUGGCCACCGGACAAGGUGCCUAACUGCAGUAACCCACGCUUCUCGACAAUGAAGCUGUGGGCUUUCCCCGUCCAAGACUGUGAAUAGCAACAGCCCCCCCCCCCUUACUGUGGACUUGCAUGGUCUUGUGUUUUGCUUGCCUCCCAUUCUGCCUAAAUCCCGGCAAACUCCCGUUGCCACGGGGCAUGUGUGUUCUCCCUCCCCACACCUUUUUUUGCUACGCCAAGUCGGAGAGACCCGAUCUUAGCGAUAGCCAGGUUUUGUUUCCCAGCUGGGCUGCUGGCCUGCGUUGCGGCCUAGCUGUAUACAGUGCAAUAUCCAGGUCUUUCCAAUCCUAAGACGGUGUUUAUGCAGUUCCGCUGGAGGAAGCGAAGAGACAAAUUGGUUUUGCAUGUUUUUAUUUUCUUUUUGUUUUCUUUUUCUGGCAUGAAUUUACAACACUUUAACUCGGUGUGUGUGUGUACGUAUGUGUGUUGCGAAGCUUGUUUUUGUUCCAGCGUUUGUGUAACCAUAGCAACAGGCCUCGGCCUAGCUGUUGAACACUGAAGUUUUUAUUCAUCUUGCUUCCGUGAAGACUUGGCUUCUGACAAAACAAUGUCCUGGCUUUUGCCCUAGUUCCAUUUUCUGCUCCAGCUCGAAUUUUUGGGGAAAAGCAAGUUGUUGUUGUUGUUCCUUUAAAAUUCAAGUCUGCUGGAUUUCUCGUCCAGUUUUUCUCCUCCAGUUCAAGCCAGGGUUGUUUUUGUGUGUUGUGUUUCCUCCCCCCCCUCUGUCAGACUUCUAUAUAUAGAACAGCUGUAAAAUAUUUAACUUUUUUUUCCCUCCACAUCCCUCUGAUUGGAGAGGCUUCAGUCUUGCCAAAUAAUCCGCCAUCCUUAUGGGAAUACCGAACAAAAAAAAGAUGUACGAGUAUUUUUGUACCAUGUGUAAUAAGGAAAUAUUUAUGCCUCAUAAAAAAAGAUUUUGUGUGGUUUUUUGUGCAAUUAAUAAUUAAAGAGAAACUGUAAUCUGUAAGAUAAGUUAAAUGUUUAGUUUAAAAACAAAAAAGAAGCUUGAAGAGGAGAAAAUGAAGAAAACUUUGUGUAAUGGAUUCAGUCAGACAUAGUAACAAGAAAUUUGUGCAAUUUUUUGUUUUGACAUUUUAUUGCUUGGUAUUGAAAGUGCUUUAAGUAUUAUUAUAUUGGACCAUGGCUGUCUCGCUUGUAUUCAGAUCCUUGAGAAUAAGUUGCUAUAAUCCUAUGAAUGUGAAACUGGAUAAUAUAUGAAUUGUACUCUC
Molecule: messenger RNA, 2272 nt
Organism: Heteronotia binoei (common prickly gecko)
Lineage: Eukaryota; Metazoa; Chordata; Lepidosauria; Squamata; Gekkonidae
Gene: RBPMS2
Product: RNA binding protein, mRNA processing factor 2
Exons: 8
Coding region: 278-874 (198 amino acids)
Biological process (GO): negative regulation of smooth muscle cell differentiation
Molecular function (GO): protein homodimerization activity; mRNA binding
Source: RefSeq, a predicted model, not a curated record